Staurois parvus is the source of this 346-nucleotide messenger RNA. NCBI's taxonomy places the organism in Eukaryota, Metazoa, Chordata, Amphibia, Anura, Ranidae. The record is from the annotation of a GenBank genome assembly.
CAGGGCAGUGAACAGGGGGUCAGCAGGGCAGUGGAUAGGGUCAGCAGUUUGUACGGCAGCUUACAGAGGCCAUUAAAAUGUAAGGCAGUGAACAGGGGGCUGCUGGGUGGAGUAAAGAGUCAGCAGGGUAGUAUACAGGGGUCAGCAGAGCCGAGGAUAAGAGCUAGCAGAGCAGAGGACAGGGGUCACUGCUGGCAGGGCACUGAACACAGCUCCUUCUCCCAUCCCUGCACUGUACACAGCCUGGGCACAGGCAUCAGAUCUCCUCCUCCCCAUACAGCACAUAGCUGACAUCAGAUUCCCUUACACACAACCAUGAUCUGCUCAGCAUGUAGCUGGCUACUGC